UCCGGGGAUUGGGAGCGGCCCCCCCGCCGGCCCGCGGUGUGAUUGGAGCCGGGGCGGCCGGCGGGCCGAUAAAAGGGGCGGCGGGCGGCGCUCCCCGCUCCGGGCCGGGCCAGGCGGCGGCGAUGCCGGGCCGGGCGGAGCCGUCGGGGGGACGCGCGGCGGCGGGGCCGGGGCCGGGCCUGGGGGCCCCGGGGACGGAGGCGCGACCGAGCGGCGCGGGGCUGCGGGCCAAGGGCUUCGCCAUCACUGACUUGCUGGGGCUGGAAGCCGAGCUACAGCCGCCCCCUGGCCCGCCCCCCGCUGCCGCCGCCGGGGGCUACGAGAGUGGCGGGGCGCUGGGGCUGGGGCUGGGGCUGCUGUGUGGGCUGGGGGGGCCGGGAGCCCCCUGCCUCCUGCCCGCCCCGCUGCCGCUGCUGCCCGCCCGCGGCCCCCGCCCGCCCCCCGGGCCGCCGCCCGCCGCCCGCCGCCACAAGGAAAACAUCUCCGACGAGGACAGCCUGUCCGGGGAUGCCGGCGAGCUGAAGAUGUCUGCAGCCCAGAUCAAGAGGAAGAAACGCCGGCACAGGACGGUGUUCACGGCUCACCAGCUGGAGGAAUUGGAGAAGGCUUUCAACGAAGCUCACUACCCUGACGUCUAUGCCCGGGAGAUGCUGGCUGUGAAGACGGAGCUGCCCGAGGACAGGAUACAGGUUUGGUUUCAGAACCGAAGAGCCAAGUGGCGGAAGCGGGAGAAGUGCUGGGGCCGGAGCAGUGUGAUGGCCGAAUACGGCCUCUAUGGGGCCAUGGUGAGGCACUCCAUCCCUCUGCCCGAGUCCAUCAUCAACUCUGCCAAGAGCGGGCUGGUGGGAUCAUGCGCCCCGUGGCUGCUGGGCAUGCACAAAAAGUCCAUGGAGGUGAACAGGAAGGCAGAGAGCCAAGAGAAGCUGGCAGAUGGCUGGCGAGUGGAGCAGGAGGAGGAGGAACUCAAAGGGAAGCAGGCCAGUUCCCAGAGGGGCUCCGACAAGCUUGGCCCUGCAAAAGGUUUGGAGGACACAGCCAUCGACCUCUCCAGGACAGCCAGGCAUGAGAAGAGGGGUGUACUUAGGCAGUGCAUCAACGGGGACCCCCCCACGGAGCAGAACGACAGGGACCACUGAGCUCAGGCCACCCCGCAGGAGGCCAGACCUCACAGCUUCCUGGCGAGAUAAUAAUAUUUAUUGAGAGAUAUAUAUAUUUUUUCUUAAAUAAUUGAACUUUUAUCUGAAUUCAGGGCAUUUUAAAACUGGGCACACACACCCCCUUGUCCCCUCCUUUCAAGCUGUUCACUUCUCAGCAGAGCCAGGGUGGAGGGUGGGAGAGGUGUCUCAGUGGGGCUGGGAGCAGUGUGAUAACUGGACUGCACUGUGGUCAGCACAGACCAUUGCUGGGGCAGAGCUGCCCUUCCCCUCUGGGCUGUGGGUGCUUCCCAGCUACCCAGGAGCACACAGCGCAGCAAUGCAAUGGGAUUCGCUCCGUUCUCAAGUGUGCGGGUGCAAGGACGGUGCAUGAGUUCACAGACGCCUUCUCCGAGCACUUCCACUGCCACACAGUGCCUGUGCGGCGAGUCCCUCCACUUUGAACACACAAUUCUUCCACCUCGAGGAGCAGCAGAGCAGGGUUUUUAAAUGCGGUAGCGUUCAUCCUCAAGCUGGUGUAGCCCGACAGGACGUGCCCGUUUAUACCUCCUGAGGAUCUGGCCUGCCAAUGCAGCCUUAUCACUGGAUUUACACUGUGUAGCUUCCUUAACUCAUGUUUGGGAGAAGGGGGUAAAGCCAUUUCUGUUUUUGCAAUGAUUUUGUAUACUCUUGAAUGUUAUCUGCUACACUAUGCAUAAUAGAACAGACCUUUUUUAAAACCAAGCCAUAGUACCCUGGAGCAACUAAAAAAAAUUGUGAAUUGACAUAAGAAGAUAUUUUGUAAUUGUCUGUAAAAAGUGUUAAUGUCAGAGCUGUUUCUUGGUCAUCCUAUAUUUAUGUCUGAAAGCACUUUAGUGAUCUGGAUUUUUGAAUGUGGCUCUCCCUGUUUUGUCUGCCAUUUAUUUAUUUAUUACACAUCCAUAAAUAAAGUUGUGGUGUAUAUUUGCU
This is a messenger RNA of Falco peregrinus (peregrine falcon), 2102 nucleotides long. RefSeq names its product visual system homeobox 1 (gene VSX1). NCBI's taxonomy places the organism in Eukaryota, Metazoa, Chordata, Aves, Falconiformes, Falconidae. Gene Ontology annotation, molecular function: transcription cis-regulatory region binding; DNA-binding transcription factor activity, RNA polymerase II-specific. The record is from RefSeq and is a predicted model, not a curated record. Gene Ontology annotation, biological process: regulation of DNA-templated transcription. The transcript is spliced from 5 exons. Gene Ontology annotation, cellular component: nucleus. The coding region runs from base 123 to 1136 and encodes 337 amino acids.